Molecule: messenger RNA, 2262 nt
Organism: Arachis stenosperma
Lineage: Eukaryota; Viridiplantae; Streptophyta; Magnoliopsida; Fabales; Fabaceae
Product: glucose-6-phosphate 1-dehydrogenase 1, chloroplastic-like
Exons: 9
Coding region: 1691-2122 (143 amino acids)
Biological process (GO): pentose-phosphate shunt, oxidative branch; glucose metabolic process
Cellular component (GO): chloroplast stroma
Molecular function (GO): glucose-6-phosphate dehydrogenase activity; NADP binding
Source: RefSeq, a predicted model, not a curated record
UUUUUAAGCCCAAUCCUCCAAACAAAUAAGCAGUCCCUAGUGUACUUGUCCAAAAAAAUAAAAGAAGAACAAGAGUGAGAAAGAAACCCUAGAUCUACGCCACCGUAUUUCUCUCUUCGCCAUGGUCACCAUCAAGCUCACCGUAGCAUCUGAGAUCAGAGGGAGAGUAAUCGGCGACGCCCGCGACGCCAUUUUUGCCGACAUCCAGGAGCAGGUUUCCAUCCUCAACUCCACUUUCUCAUGGAAGGAGUCAGAUCGAGCCGCCGCCAAGCGCACCACUCACGCGCUCGCCGAUCUUGCCAAAAAUGGUAAAUCCUCCAUUCCUCUUCCUCGAUCUUCUAGCGUGUGCUCCCUUCGUUUCGGUUUUUGGCAAAUUCGGUCGUGCAUGUCUCUUGGUGUAAAUUCUUCGGUGGUUGUGUCUUACAAAGGAAGUGGUGAACGUGAUUGUCAAAGGAGGAGCUAUUCCAGCUUUGGUUCAGCACCUCCAAGCUCCUCCCGUGACUGAAGAAGACCUCGUUCAGAAGCUGUUGCUGUUUGAGAAAGGGAGGGCUUUUGCACUUGGACUUCUUGCCGUCAAGGUGUUAAGCACAGACCUAUCAUUUUAAGGCCUCUGAAGGUGUUCUCAUAUGUCUCCUGUAUUUGCAACUUGUAGUUGAAAAUGAGGAGAACUUCAUUCCAAAGGUUGGGCAUUGGAAUUUCAACAAUAAGAAACUAGUUAAACUUAUGAGGAUUGGGCGCUGGCCGCUGAUUUUUUUUAUAUCCUGCUAUAGGGCCGCAGUUCGCACUUAACCUAGAGUUGAGAUGAUUCAGUCUUUAUUUAAGCCUGUUCCUUCCAAUGAUGGUAACAAAGAUGAAGGUAUCAUCAGACAGUUUUGACAAGGAAAAAUACUAUCACUAAAAUUGAAUUUCUAAAUGACCCCACCAUUUUUGGGUGGGAAUUGAUUAAUGAACCCCGUUGCAUGUAUGAUCCUUCUGGUGACACUCUCCAAAAACUUGACAACUUCACACAUUUUCUGAAGAGAGAACAAUGUUUAUGGGACUUGCUUCACAUUAUCCAUUAAACUGAUGAAGAGAGAUGUAACGAAUUCUGUCAUUAUGACUUAGUAACUUAUAUAUUUUCUAGAUUUGUUUAUUUCUAUUUAAGGAGUUAAAUUGACUUUCUAGAUAAGGAGCUCUGAUUUCAAUUUUACUACUCCUAAAAUUUCCUGAUUUCACGCAUUGCUUCCUAAAUAGCUUAGCAAAGAAGGAAAUCGUGGGAGAGUUGGUUAGGUGAGGUGUUGACUCGGUUUUACUCUCUUCCUGGCUCCUUCUGUUCUUCUUUCUUUCAACUGUGGAAUAAAACAUGGGGAGGGGAAAGAUAGAGAUAAAGAAGAUAGAAAACACGACGACGAGGCAAGUGACGUUCUCAAAGAGAAGGAACGGAGUCCUGAAGAAGACCAAGGAGCUCUCUGUCCUCUGUGACGCCCAGAUUGGACUCAUCGUCUUCUCCAACACUGGCAAGCUCUUUCACUACUCCUUUCACCCCUACAGGAUGGAUCAAAUAUAUGAUAUAAACAUGCAAAUUUUAUGGAAGAAGAUUUUUCCAGCACUCUUUGCUCUUUACUAUGAAGAUUGGCUACCUGAGGUCCUGAACAGGCUUAACAUUAAACAACUGGCAAGACCAUUGCAUCUGAGGCUUUGGUUUUUCUAAAUGUUAUUGCAGAAUUUCAUUGUGUAUGGUUAUGCUUGGACCAAAAUGACCGAUGAAGAAUUAAGGAAAAUGAUUAGCAGAACUUUAACAUGUAGAAUUGACAAGAGGAAAAGUUGUGAAGACAAAAUGGAUCAAUUCUUGAAAAGAUGUUUUUACCAUUCUGGUCUGUAUAACUCUGAGGAUGAUUUUUCAGACUUGAACUCCAAGCUGAAAGAAAAAGAGGGUGAAAAAGAUUCAAACAGGCUAUUUUAUUUGUCAAUACCUCCAAAUAUAUUUGUGGAUGUGGUGAAAUGUGCUAGCCUCAAAGCUUCUUCAAGAAAUGGCUGGACAAGGGUUAUUGUCGAAAAGCCAUUUGGCCGCGACUUGGAAUCAUCAAGUGAGCUAACAAGAUGUCCCAAGCAGUACCUAGCUGAAGAACAAAUAUUCAGGUGAAGGUUCUUAGAUCAAUGAGACCAAUUCAGUUAGAAGAUGUUGUUGUUGGUCAAUAUAAGGGCCGUGCUUUUCAUUGACAAUGCAAGAUGGGAUGAAGUUCCUUUUCUCAUGAAAGCUGGCAAGGCUCUCCAUACUAAACG